Eriocheir sinensis (Chinese mitten crab) is the source of this 2670-nucleotide messenger RNA. Its product is annotated as hemocyanin subunit-like. NCBI's taxonomy places the organism in Eukaryota, Metazoa, Arthropoda, Malacostraca, Decapoda, Varunidae. Gene Ontology annotation, molecular function: oxidoreductase activity. Bases 59 to 2089 code for a protein of 676 amino acids. The transcript has 3 exons. The record is from RefSeq and is a predicted model, not a curated record.
CUCGGUGAGUAUAAAAAGUCUGUGUAGACCUUCGUAGCCACCGUCGAGUCAAACCACGAUGAGGCUUCUGGUUCUGUGCGCUCUGGUGGCCGCGGCCGCCGCCUGGCCCAACUUCGGCAUGAUGGCGGACUCCCCUGGGGGAGCUUCUAACGCCCAGAAGCAGCAUGAUGUCAACAGCAUCCUGUGGAAGGUGUACGAGGAAAUCCGCGACCCCCACCUGAAGGAGCUCUCCACGAGCUUCGACCCGCUCUCCGGCCAAUAUGACGACGACGGUGUCGCCAUUAAGCGACUCCUGCAGGAGCUCAACGACCAUCGCCUGCUGGAGCAAAAGAACUGGUUCUCGCUCUUCAACACCCGCCAGCGCGAGGAAGCCCUCAUGCUCUACGAUGUCCUCGAACACUCCACUGACUGGGCGACCUUCGCCGGUAACGCCGCUUACUUCCGCACCCGCGUGAACGAGGGCGAGUUUGUGUAUGCCAUGUACGCUGCCGUCACCCAUUCCGAGCUGACUCACGACGUGGUGCUGCCGCCCCUCUAUGAGGUCACUCCUCACCUCUUCACCAACAGCGAGGUCAUCCAGGAAGCUUACACAGCAAAGAUGACCCAAACUCCCCGCAAGAUCAAGUCUCACUUCACCGGCAGCAAGAGCAACCCUGAGCAGCGCGUGGCCUACUUCGGCGAGGACAUCGGCAUGAACACCCACCACGUCACCUGGCACUUGGAGUUCCCCUUCUGGUGGGACGACUCCCACGAGAACCACCACAUCGAGCGCAAGGGCGAGAACUUCUUCUGGGUCCACCAUCAGCUGACUGUCCGCUUCGACGCUGAGCGCCUGUCCAACUACCUUGACCCCGUCGAGGAGCUGCACUGGGACGAUGUCAUCCGCGAGGGCUUCGCUCCCCACACCAUGUACAAGUACGGCGGGUACUUCCCCUCUCGCCCAGACAAUGUGAAAUUUGAGGACGUGGACGGCGUGGCCCGCGUGCGAGACAUGCUGAUCCUGGAGAGCCGCAUCAGGGACGCCAUUGCUCACGGCUAUGUCACCGGCAAAGACGGUUCCAUCAUCAGCAUCAAUGACGCUCAUGGCAUUGACGUGCUGGGAGACGUCAUUGAGUCGUCCCUGUACAGCCCUAACCCACAGUACUACGGCGCCCUGCACAACACUGCUCACGUAAUGCUCGGCCGCCAGGGUGAUCCUCACGGCAAGUUUGACCUUCCCCCUGGUGUCCUGGAGCACUUCGAGACCGCUACGCGCGACCCCACCUUCUUCCGCCUCCACAAGUACAUGGAUAACAUCUUCAGAGAGCACAAGGACAGCCUCACUCCCUACACGAAGCAGGAGCUCGAGUUCCCCGGCGUUGCUGUCGACAGCAUUGCCGUCAGCAACCGCCUGGAGACCCACUUCGAAGACUUCGAGUACAACCUCAUCAACGCCGUUGACGACACAACCGAAAUCAGUGAUGUGCCCAUUUCUACGGUAGUGUCCCGCCUCACCCACAAUGAUUUCUCCAUCGAAAUCGGUGCUACCAACAACAACGACAAAGAGGUAUCUGCCACAGUGCGCAUCUUCGCAUGGCCGAAGUAUGACAAUAAUGGCGUUCAGUUCUCCUUCAACGACGGCCGAUGGAACGCUAUUGAGAUCGACCGGUUCUGGACUAAGUUGGCACCUGGAGCCAACACCAUCUCCCGCUCCAGCAAGGACUCGGCGGUCACCGUUCCCGACGUGCCCAGCUUCCAGACUCUGGUUGAUAAGGCCGAGGAGGCUCUGAGCUCCGGCUCAGAACUUCACCUCGAGGAGUUCGCCAGCGGCCUCGGACUGCCCAACAGAUUCUUGAUCCCCAAAGGCAAGACCCAGGGUAUGGAAUUCCAUGUGGUGGUGUUCAUCUCAGACGGUGAGCAAGAUGCGGCUGUCGAGGGCCUGCACACGAGCACCACCUUCAACCACUACGGCGCAGCCGACGGCAAGUACCCCGACAACCGCCCCCACGGCUACCCCCUGGACCGCCGCGUUGACGACCAACGCAUCAUUACUAGUGUCUCUAACUUCAAGGCCGCCGACGUCAAGGUGUACCACGUAGAGGAGCACUAAGAUAACUGGAACUCUAACCUGUCCUCCAUUGGGGCAUUCAAUACCCGAGUACAAGCGGCACAGUACCAUCAUCCGCGACUGUAAAACAAAUUGAUCCAUACCUUUACUCAAGGAUGAUCAUUAUAUUAACAUCAGUUGGCUGCAGCAGAAUAUUACUUUAAAGUUCACCAUCAUGAUUAAUUAAAAGCUCACUGCAGCAGCUUACACUUAUAAAGUUACUAGCAGUUCAAACCUACAUCAAAAAUUGCCGUUUAAGACUCUAGGGAAUUAAUUGAUUCUAGAGAAAGCAUUCAUAUACAAACCAUUUAAAAACAUAAUAUAAUAAAGAAAGAAAAUAUGAAAUGCCACAUUCUAUGUCUGUCAUAACAAGCAGCUACUAUGUACUAGAAUGAUUCAAUUACACUCAAUAAAAUGUCUUUCGUACAUGAAUGAUGUGAACAAUGUCCAACAACACGUCAACACCAGAUUUUGGAAACUUAUGUAUAUAAAAUUCUAGCACUUGUUCUCAACACUGUAAAUCUUGAAUAUAUUGUGCUGUAUCCUCCAAAGUGUAAUUCAUUUAUUAGACAUUUCUGCCCUGA